AUGCGAAGAAGCCUGAUUCAAGUCUCAAGACAGUGUUUUUCGUUUCCAGCACGCACAGUUUAUACAGGUUUUACCCUCUCAGCCAGAGAUACGCCAGAGAGACGCUUGCACAGUUCGAAAUUUAGAACUAUGAGUUCCGACCAAACACUACCUUUGGUGGAUCCCAAGACAGGGGAAAUCAUCAUCAACCCCUUGAAGGAAGAUGGUAGCGAGAAGAACGCUAAGGAGAUCGAAAAGGAGCGCAAAAAGGCGGAGAAAUUGCUGAAAUUUGCCGCUAAACAAGCCAAGAAAUCAGAGGCAGCCAGCAAGCAAAGCAGCGCGCCCAAGAAGGAGAAAAAAAAGAAGGAAGUAGAAGUGAUUCCAGAAUUUGUUGACAAGACUGUGGCCGGUGACAAGAAAAUUCUUGUGUCCCUUGACGACCCAGCAUUGAAAGCCUACAACCCCGUCAACGUCGAAAGCUCUUGGUACGACUGGUGGGUCAAGUCCGGGUUUUUCGAGCCAGAGUUCACCAAAGAUGGCCAGAUCAAGCCAGAGGGCGUUUUCAGCAUCCCAGCUCCACCCCCAAAUGUUACCGGUGCACUCCAUAUCGGACACGGUCUCACCAUUGCGAUCCAAGACUCUUUGAUUAGAUACAACAGAAUGAAGGGCAAGACUGUAUUGUUUUUGCCAGGUUUCGACCACGCUGGUAUCGCUACACAAUCUGUCGUUGAGAAGCAGGUCUGGGCCAAGGAACAGAAAACCAGACACGAUUACGGCAGAGAGGCUUUUGUCGACAAGAUCUGGGAGUGGAAAGAGGAAUACCAUAAGAAGAUCAAGAACCAGAUUAACAAAUUGGGGUCCUCUUACGACUGGUCGCGUGAAGCGUUUACUUUAAGUCCACAGUUGAGUAAAUCGGUCACAGAGGCUUUUGUCAAGCUGCACGAGGAAGGUGUCAUCUACCGUGCUUCGAGAUUGGUGAACUGGUCUGUCAAGCUGAAUACUGCUAUUUCAAAUUUGGAAGUGGAAAACAAGGACAUUAAAGCAAAGACUAUGCUGUCCGUUCCUGGCUACGACGAAAAAAUUGAAUUCGGUGUAUUGACAUCGUUUGCAUACCCUGUCGUUGGCUCGGACGAGAAAUUGAUCGUCGCUACUACCAGACCGGAAACCAUUUUUGGUGACACCGGUGUGGCUGUUCAUCCAGAAGAUCCCCGUUACAAACAUUUGCACGGAAAAUUUGUUCAACAUCCUUUUGUUGACAGAGAGAUUCCAAUCGUGUGCGACAACGAAGCGGUAGAUAUGGCUUUCGGUACUGGUGCCGUUAAAAUCACACCUGCUCAUGACCAAAAUGAUUACAACACCGGUAAACGUCACGAUUUGGAGUUCAUCAACAUCUUGACCGAUUCGGGUUUGUUGAACGACGAGUGUGGUCCAGAAUGGGCCGGGAUGAAGAGAUUUGAUGCCCGGUCGAAGGUCAUCGAAGCCUUGAAAGAGAAGGGUCUAUACGUUGGACAAGAAGGCAAUGAAAUGACUAUUCCAACGUGUUCAAGAUCCGGUGAUGUCAUCGAGCCUUUGCUGAAACCACAAUGGUGGGUUUCCCAAGGUGACAUGGCCAAGGAGGCAAUUAAAGCUGUGAAGGAUGGUAGAAUCACAAUUACCCCCAAGUCCUCGGAAGCUGAAUACUUCCAUUGGCUGGAGAAUAUCCAGGAUUGGUGUAUUUCGAGACAACUAUGGUGGGGCCACCGUUGUCCAGUUUACUUCGUUGAGGUUGAAGGGGAGGACCAUGAUGGCCUGGACGGUGAAUAUUGGGUCUCUGGUAGAACGGCUGAAGAAGCUCAGGAAAAAGCUUCCAAGAAGUUCCCUAAUGUGAAAUUCACUUUGAAGCAAGACGAGGACGUUUUGGACACAUGGUUUUCAUCCGGUCUAUGGCCAUUCUCUACCUUGGGCUGGCCAGAUCAGACAGCUGACCUCUCAAGGUUCUAUCCUUUCUCCAUGUUGGAAACUGGUUGGGAUAUCCUAUUUUUCUGGGUUUCUAGAAUGAUUUUGCUGGGGUUGAAAUUGACUGGCGAAAUUCCUUUCAAUGAAGUUUUCUGUCAUUCUCUAGUCCGUGACGCUCAAGGUCGUAAAAUGUCUAAAUCAUUGGGUAACGUUAUCGACCCUCUUGACGUUGUUACAGGUAUUAAAUUGGAAGACUUGCACGCUAAGCUACUCGCUGGUAACCUAGAUCCAAGAGAAAUUGAAAAAGCAAAGAAUGGUCAGAGAGAGUCUUAUCCAAAUGGUAUUCCCCAGUGUGGUACUGAUGCUCUUAGAUUCGCCCUGUGUGCCUACACCACUGGUGGCCGUGACAUUAACCUUGACAUCAUGCGUGUUGAAGGUUACAGAAAAUUCUGUAACAAAAUUUACCAAGCCACUAAAUUCGCUUUGAUGCGUCUAGGUGAUGACUACCAACCACCAGCCCAGGAAAAACUCUCCGGACAGGAAUCCUUGGUUGAGAAGUGGAUUCUCAACAAGAUGACACACUAUGCUAGAUCUGUGAAUGAGGCUCUGGACAAGCGUGAUUUCCUCACAUCCACGAGCGGUAUCUACGAAUUCUGGUACCUGAUUUGUGAUGUGUACAUUGAGAAUUCCAAGUACCUAAUUACUGAAGGCAGCGAAGUGGAGCAAAAAUCUGCUAAGGACACACUUUACAUUUUGAUUGACAACGCAUUGAAGUUGAUCCAUCCUUUCAUGCCUUUCAUCUCUGAAGAAAUGUGGCAGCGUUUACCAAAGCGUUCUUCUGAGACUUCCCCAACUAUCGUAAAGGCCUCAUAUCCAGUUUACAGAAAGGACUAUGACAAUGAAAAAGCUGGUAAAGAAUACGAAUUGAUCUUGGAUGCAAUUAAAGAAGCACGUUCGCUUCUAGCCCAAUACGGCAUUCUCAAAAACGGUAAAGUUUUCAUUGAAUCUUCAAAUUCCGAAUUUUUGGAAACAGCUCUUCAGCAAAAGGAUUCUAUUGUCUCUCUGAUCAAGGCUAUUGAUGAAGUCAAUGUUGUCAAGGCUUCUUCUGAGAUUCCUGAAGGUGCUGUUCUGCAAGCUGUGACUCCUGAAAUCAACGUUCACGUUUUGGUAAAAGGCCAUGUAGACAUUGAUGCCGAAAUCUUGAAGACGCAAUCUAAGCUUGAAAAGGCUCAGAAGACCAAGGAGAACAUCGACAAGACUAUCAACAGCCCCGAUUACGAAGCCAAAGCGAACGAGCAAGCGAAGGCUACCAACAACACGAGACUCCAGAAUACCACAGCUGAAAUUGAAGGUCUCGAAGCCACUAUUGCCAACCUAGAGCGUUUGAAGUUAUAG
Messenger RNA from Lachancea lanzarotensis, 3309 nucleotides. RefSeq names its product LALA0S03e06172g1_1 (gene VAS1). Gene Ontology annotation, cellular component: cytosol. Gene Ontology annotation, biological process: valyl-tRNA aminoacylation. The coding region runs from base 1 to 3309 and encodes 1102 amino acids. The record is from RefSeq and is a predicted model, not a curated record. NCBI's taxonomy places the organism in Eukaryota, Fungi, Ascomycota, Saccharomycetes, Saccharomycetales, Saccharomycetaceae. The transcript has a single exon. Gene Ontology annotation, molecular function: aminoacyl-tRNA deacylase activity; ATP binding; valine-tRNA ligase activity.